AUGGAAUAUGACAUCCAACUGCCACUCUCCUCGUCGCCGUCCCUCCACCUCGCCCACCCAACCCCCACCGAAUCCCGCGUCAUCUGCCGCCAAACAGCCCCCGACUGGAAGGACGCCCUCUCACACCCUCAAUACCUCGAGGAAUACGCAUUCUUGCUAACGGCGCCCCUCGCGCGCAACAGUGGUGUCACGUCAUGGAUCCUUGUUGACAAAACCCAACCAGAGGACAAGCGCACCAUCCUCGCCUCCUGCGAGACGUUUCGCAAGGACGCACUGGUCGGCGAUUGUGACGGAAAUUGCACCAAUGUCAUUGCGCAUGGAAUCGCGAGUGUUUACUGUCAUGAGCCUUUCAGGAAACGGGGAUAUGCCUCGCGGUUGCUCAGAGAAUUGGCCGAUGUGCUUCCCAGAUGGCAAGUCGAUAACAAGACAUCUGUUGUCGGGAGUAUACUGUACUCUGACAUCGACCCGGGCUUCUAUUACAAUUUAGGCUGGACGCCGUUUGCGAGUGAUCAGCUCGAGUUUGAGCCUUCACCGGUAGCUCAUAAUGCUAUACAUUUGCAUGCAGAAGAUUUAAGAGCUCUCUGCGAAGAAGAUGAAGCACUCCUUCGAGCAUCAAUGUCAAAGCCAUCACCGGACAAACAUUCAAACCCCCGAUUCGCAAUAGUCCCGAACCAUGAGCAUGUCCUCUGGCACCAUGCGAAGGAAGAAUUCGGCUCGCAGAGACUGUUCGGGAGUGCGCCCAGUAUUAAAGGCGCCAUAGCCGGACCGCGUGGCAACCGCGUUUGGGCGACCUGGACGCAUCGGUUUUAUCGGCAUCCUGACGUUGAUUCUUCGGCCAAUACGUUGUAUAUCUUGCGAUUUGUCGUGGAGAGUCCAGAGGCCGCCGCUGAGGAUGUAUGCGCUGUGCUGGGUGCGGCUCGGGCUGAGGCUGCGGAAUGGGGAUUGGGAAAGGUCAAACUCUGGGCUCCAGAGAGGGAACUGGAAGGUUUGAUUGAGCAGAGUGGUGUGCCGUUUGAGCGCAAGACGAGGGUACGUAAUAGUAUACCUUGUUUGCGAUGGUAUGACUCAGGGCCGGUGGAUUGGGUCCUGAACGAGAAAUAUGCCUGGUGUUGA
Molecule: messenger RNA, 1113 nt
Organism: Aspergillus puulaauensis
Lineage: Eukaryota; Fungi; Ascomycota; Eurotiomycetes; Eurotiales; Aspergillaceae
Exons: 1
Coding region: 1-1113 (370 amino acids)
Source: RefSeq, a predicted model, not a curated record